Leptopilina boulardi is the source of this 2136-nucleotide messenger RNA. RefSeq lists its product as uncharacterized. The coding region runs from base 211 to 2136 and encodes 641 amino acids. NCBI's taxonomy places the organism in Eukaryota, Metazoa, Arthropoda, Insecta, Hymenoptera, Figitidae. The record is from RefSeq and is a predicted model, not a curated record. The transcript is spliced from 6 exons.
CAUAAUUCCGUUUUUUAAUUUUAGGUAAAAAAUUUGAAUUAAUUGAAAUUUUUAAUUUUCAAAAAAAAAAUUUGAUUUUUCUUUACAAUAACGAAAUUUAAAAAAUUUCAUCUCCCCCCUCUGAAAAAAAUGAAGGUCUACAAUAUUUUGACAUCGAUAAAAAAAAAUGUCUAGUGUAAUGUGAUAUUUUUUCUAAAUUUUGCGAAACAAAUGGAUGUUGAUUCCUUAUUGUGUUUGAAUGAUGACGAGGAAAAAUCAUUUGAGUUGUUAAAAAUGGAAAAUAAAAAAAGUCUAAAAAUUACAAAUUCCUUGGACAAAAUUGAUGUAAGCAAAAUUUCGGAGAAAAUUAAUCAUCGGAAUGAAUAUGCAGAAUUAAUCGUAUUAGCGGACAAGGAUCAAGACACUCGUGAAAAUCCCAAUGAAAAUGCAAAUAAUGAAAAUAAUGAAAUUAUCAAUCGUUAUCCGGAACUUUUUGAAAUUUUUUCCGAUAGUUCCAUUUCACAACAAUUUUCCAGUUUUAAUUUCAAUUCAAAUAGUGAAACAAAUAUUUCCCAUGAUGAAAAUAAUUUCGAUGUGAAACCAAUUAAAGAAAUUUCAUCACAUUUACAUGAAGAAAAUAUUGUACCGGAAAAAUUGUCGUCAAUUACAUUUCGAAAUAGUACAAAAAUAUUGAACGAUUCUUCUUUUGGGAAAUUGACAAAAAAUGAGAGACCAAUUUUAUUAUUUAAUACACAAACAAAAUCUAGUCUUUCAAAUAUUACGAAUAAAAAUACAAUAAAUAAAAAACAAGAUUUGAAGAUUCCAAUUAAACGAAAGAAAUCGAAUGAUUCUGUUUAUGAAAGUCAUUCGAAUUCGAAAAUAAAGAAAAUUUCAUCUAAUGAAAAUGUGACGCCUUCAUUAUUAGUUAAUCAACGAAAUAAUUCUUCAAAUUCUUCUUUAAAUUCAUGGAGAACUUUGCGUGAUACGCGAAAUUACGAGGAGAAUAAUUUUUCUGCUUUUAAUUUCUUCUCAUCUUCAACGACAUUGGAAGGUAAUCGAGAAAAAUUGAAAAAUCAAAUUAAAAAAGCAAAACAACCUCCAAAUAAUUUAAAAACAGCACAAGGAGACAUCGAAGUGAAAUUAUUAAAUGAUAAUCAAAUUUUUGUGAAAAAUGAUAAAAUUCAAAAUGACAAUGAAUAUGAAGCUAAUAGGAAGAAAAUUUUUUUUGACGUUAUUAACAUUUUAAUUGGCGUGAAAUCAACUUUAUUUGAAAAUCGCAAAUUGGUGAAAUCAAUUCAGGGACAUUUUCAAAAUUGUUCAAUUUUUCAUACCAUUAUUUCUGACGAUGCUGUUACUUUAUUGAAUGAAGGAAUAUCGAGAUGUACAAUGAGAAUUCAAAGCAAUGAGAAAAGUGAAGAUUUAUUUAACGGAGCAAAUGAAUUAUUAAUCGAAAGUGUGAGAAAUUUAAUGAAAGUCGUAAAUGAAGAGAGGGAAUAUUUAAAACAACAAGAGUAUUAUUAUUGCAAACAUUUUCUCGAUUCGAGGAAAAAUAGAAACACUGGACACUUAAAGAAAAAUACUAAACACACAUUGAUUGGAAAUGAUAUUCUACUUUCUUCGAGUCAGAAAGACAGAAUUGAACAACUAAUAACAUACAGUGUUUCAUUAAUUAAACAAAUUGUGCCAAAAAUGGAAAAUUCCAAAAUUUCAAGUAAAAAGUCUCCGAAGAGAAAUUCGAUAAGUCAUGUGAAAAUAGAGAAAGAACCAAAAACGCAUAUGAAAAUAUCUUCAAGAUACAAUAAUGAUAUAAAAAAUUUAAAAACAGAAACAAGCGAAUGUAAAUUAACUUCAAAAGUUAUUUCAUCAUUGGAGAAAGAAACGAAUCCAUUAGUUUUGAUAAAUAAAAAUUCGAAUAAUGAAAAAUUAACGAGAUCAUCAACUGUGAUUUUACCCGGAACUUCGAAACAAUUAUCAAAUCCAAUAAUUAGAGCAACGAAUAAGGGACGAAAUAAUUGUUCUCAACCAAUAUGGAAACCAGCUGGAAAUGCAAAUGUUUCAUUUUCAUCAAUUAGACCAAUUCCCCGGCAAAAUACACGAUUAAUCACUUCUGCUUUUGAAAAGAAGAGAGAAGAAAAAUCUGAUGCAUCGAUAAGGUAA